This is a messenger RNA of Xylaria bambusicola, 2756 nucleotides long. RefSeq names its product Sec1-like protein. Lineage: Eukaryota; Fungi; Ascomycota; Sordariomycetes; Xylariales; Xylariaceae. The record is from RefSeq and is a predicted model, not a curated record. Gene Ontology annotation, cellular component: fungal-type vacuole; CORVET complex. Gene Ontology annotation, biological process: intracellular protein transport; vesicle-mediated transport. The transcript has 4 exons. The coding region runs from base 201 to 2198 and encodes 665 amino acids.
AGUGUGGGAGCUGGAGACUUACUUAGAUUACCGUAGCAGCUACCUACCUAGGUACCUAGGUAGUUAGAUAGGUAGCGUAGCUCUCCGCUGAUCUGGCAUGGUCAAGCCCCAACUUCUCUGCAAGCUCAGAGCUCAACACUGCGGCUCAUCUUCCUCAGAUUCCAGAGUCCCAGACUAGCACCCCCCAUGACGAGCUCACAAUGGCUCCUCAUGCGGGGUUCGACACCGAACAUAUAAGAGACAAGGCUCGUAAAGACCUUCUUUAUCUUCUAGAGGGCGUCCGCGGCAAGAAGAAUCUUGUCAUCGAGCGCAGCCUGGCCGGUCCGGUUGGUGUCAUCGUCAAAGUCUCUACCUUGCACGACUACGGCGUUGAUAAGUUCUUUUUCCUGGAAAACGACAAUGCCGAUACUAGCCAGCGUAAUGUGAUUUUCAUGGCAAGAGGCGAGUGUGCUCGCCACGUGCAAGCCAUCGCUGACCAGGUCAAACGAUUACAGCGUGAGAGCCAAACCGGGCACGAGUUUCACAUUUUUUGGGUGCCUCGCCGAACCCUUGUGUCCGAUAAACUACUAGAAGAAGCCGGAGUUCUUGGUGAUGUGAAUAUCUCAGAGUUGCCAAUUUAUUUAUUCCCACUCGAGCGUGACGUUCUAUCCCUCGAACUCGAUGACUCCUUCCGGGACCUCUACCUCUUCAAAGAUACGACACCAGCUUUCCUUAUGGCUAAAGCAUUGAUGGGGAUACAAUCAAGACACGGUCUUUUCCCUCGCGUCGUCGGCAAAGGGGACCACGCAAAACGGGUGGCAGAGCUUUUGACGCGGAUGCGGCAGGAAAUCCUUGCUGGAGAUACUGCGGAUGAAGCAAACAAGGAGGGGCUUGCACCAAGCAACUCAAUUGAAAGUGUAGUCAUUAUUGACCGCGAGGUGGACUUUGUUACACCUCUUCUCACACAAUUAACGUACGAGGGACUGAUUGAUGAAGUCUGGGGAAUCCAAAACAAUCAAACAGAUGUGGACUCAACUCUCGUUGGAGCUCCACCGCAAACAUCCUCACAGAAUGCCUCAGCAGCCCCUAACCCUGGAACAGCUUCUAGAAAACGUAAGAUUCAGCUGGAUUCUUCUGAUAAGCUCUACGAGGGGCUCCGAGACACGAAUUUCGCCAUCGUCGGCACUCUGUUAAAUAAAGUGGCACGACGGCUACAAAGCGAUUACGAGAGUCGGCAUGGAACAAAAACGACUGCAGAACUCAAGGAUUUUGUGAAAAAGCUGCCCAGCUAUCAAGCCGAGCAUCAGAGUCUCAAGAUUCAUACUGGUUUAGCCGAAGAAAUUAUGAAACACACUCGCACUGAUCAGUUCAGUCGGCUACUAGAAGCUCAACAAAAUCUUGCCGCUGGUGCCGAUCCGAGCUCCCAACAUGAUGCGAUCGAAGAACUGAUUGCGAGGGACACGCCGCUCGCCGAAAUUCUUCGACUGCUAUGCAUCUAUUCCUGCGUGUCUGGCGGUAUUAAAACAAAGGAUUUUGACCAUUUCCGACGUUUGGUACUCGAGGGUUAUGGGUAUCAGCAUCUAAUAACUCUACAUAAUCUCGAGAAGCUCCAGCUCUUCCUAUCGCGAAGUUCACCAAUGGCAAAUAUGAUUCCCAUGCCAGGGACCGGCGCUGCAGCCGGAUCUAAGACAAACUAUACCUAUUUACGGAAGCAGUUGCGGCUCAUAGUUGACGAAGUAAACGAGCACGACCCAGACGAUAUCGCCUACGUGUAUAGUGGGUAUGCACCGCUCUCAAUCCGUCUGGUUCAAUGCGUUUUACAGAAGCAAUAUCUCUUUUCCAUCACGCGUAACAAUGCUGUUGCUGGCACGGGCAUUGUGGCUGGCAGCGGCGCACAAGGCUGGCGGGGUUUCGAUGAGGUUGUGAAACACGCGCGCGGCCCAGCCUUCGAUGACGUCCAGAAGGGUGAGGACAAGGCAAUCAAAGCUAGAGCGCUCCUAUCAGGAGGCGGUGAUAAGAAGACCGUAUUCGUGGUUUUCGUGGGUGGCAUCACAUUCACGGAAAUUGCGGCAUUAAGAUUCAUCGCGAAGAAGGAAGAAGCACGAAGGAAUAUUGUCAUCUGUACAACGUCGAUCAUUAGCGGGAAUAAGAUGAUGGAAGCAGGAAUCGAGAAGUCUUCGUUCGUGCAGGAUGACCCGCGGCCCCUAGUGUCUACCUAAAAUCCGUAAACUUGUUGGUUGGUGCUAUUGCAGUUUGGAGGUUGGGACUAGUGAUAGGAUGAAUUACAACAUGACGGUACUACCUGUUAGGCACAGCCAUUGAGAUAAAUAAAUCGUGGUAUUGUAACAAUGCGCUCAUAUGCUCAUCGCGGAAUGUGCCGAUACUUGGUACCAAUGCUUGACCUGACCCAAUAGUAGUAGUAAACCGGCAAAGUAAUGUGGCAUCGAGCUGGUCAAAGCUGCUGCGGCUCUCACCGGGUCCAGGUCUACACUUACGUACCUGGCAUGGCUGAGGGCGUGUGUGGUAAAAGUGAAACAUUGAAGACGUCGCAUGUUGGCCCGCACGGUACGGGCACCUACGAAGUAAGUAGGUAUGUAGAUAGAUCUAUCUCUUGCUGUCUCCUACCUACAAACAUACCUACUUAUUACUUACAUGUAGGUAGUAGAUAGGUAGUAGGUAGUGGGUAGUUUCUGGCAGGUCUGGGAGGCUACCUACCCUUACCCUCUUGCCCUUACUACGCUGGCGAUGUCACGUGGCCCGGAGUUUUUGAAUGGAAG